GCGCCGGAAGCGCCGCGGGGCGGGGCGGGGGCGGCGCUGGGCCCAGGGCGGUGAUGGCGGCCCGGGGGCGCUGCCCGCGCCGCUGAGCGAGGCCGCCGGGGCCACCAUGGCAGAGCUGGCGGCGGCGGCGGACGGGCUGCCGCGGGGCCGCACGCCCAGCCCGGGGCCGGGGGGGGGCCCGGGGCCGCCCAGCCCGCGCUCGACCGCCGCGGCCGGCUCCGGCGGGGGCCUGUCGCCGCCCGGCGCGGCCCGGCCGCCCGCCGCCUCCAAGUGGGUGCGCCUCAACGUGGGCGGCACGUACUUCGUGAGCACCCGGCAGACGCUGUGCCGCGAGCCCAAGUCCUUCCUGUGCCGCCUCUGCUGCCAGGACGGGCCCGAGCUCGGCUCCGACAAGGAUGAGACAGGGGCAUAUCUCAUCGAUAGAGAUCCCACAUAUUUUGGUCCGAUACUGAACUACCUCCGACAUGGGAAACUUAUCAUAAACAAGGAGCUUGCAGAAGAAGGGGUACUGGAAGAAGCUGAGUUUUACAAUAUCGCAUCUCUUGUGCGGCUGGUGAAGGAGCGGAUACGAGAUAACGAGAACAGAACCUCUCAAGGACCUGUGAAGCACGUGUACAGAGUCCUGCAAUGCCAAGAGGAAGAGCUCACACAGAUGGUGUCCACUAUGUCCGAUGGGUGGAAAUUUGAACAGCUGAUCAGCAUUGGAUCUUCCUAUAACUAUGGAAACGAAGACCAGGCAGAAUUCCUCUGCGUUGUGUCCAGGGAGCUCAACAACUCUACCAAUGGCAUUGUCAUAGAGCCCAGUGAGAAGGCAAAGAUUCUUCAAGAGCGAGGAUCCCGGAUGUAAUUCAAGCAUCCACUCCGUUAAAACUCCCAGAUGUCAAAAGGGCAAUCUAGCUGGGCAGAGCAUCUCUCCGCAGUUCAACCUUGCCCUUGUACAGUAACCAAGCUAACGCAAAGCAAAGCCGAGCCUGUCCUGCCAACGGCAAAUAAUUCUGGUCAUAACCAAAGGCUUCCCUCUUACACCGGAAACCAAGGAAGGAAAAGACUUUUCCAGAUGGAUAGUCCUUUCCCUAAGUAUUUGUUUCAUUUUCUUGGCCAGCGCUGUAUUGAAUUUUUUCCAGCAAUGGCUGGGCCGGAUUCCCAGUCGGAGCCUUUGCGAAGGUUGCUCAGGUCCACAGGCCCUUGUAAUCAGUCCCGCCUUCCACAGGCUGGUGUAGGUGGAAAGAUCAUCUGUAUUGGAGCUGUGCCAUUUCUUGCACCCAAGUCCGCCACCAGAAAGGUGCAAGGACCUUGCAAUGCUCCCCCUCCUGAUCAGCCAACCCCCACAAAUCAGAGGAACAGGGCUUUAAAAGGAGGAACAAAACAACCACUCGUAAAAAACCACAAACUUUUUCCAUUCUUGCUUUGUAUUUGUUCCUUGUCCAAUUCCUAAGAGCUGAGUUUAGAUACUAACCAAGGGAGGGGAGCUGUGUGUACGUCUAACAUGGGUCUUGCUGUUAACACUAUUACAUAUGGGCUCCUGGCAUUUUCCAAAGCCCAUCCCUUCUCAUGCAUAAACAAAGAGACCUGUGUUCAUCCAGAAUGGCUAUAGAGUAGUAGUCCUGUCCUUCACACUUCUCGAUUGAAGAGUGGUGACAUCUUCUUCCCCUCUGAUAUCUUGCCACGGCCAUAUCUUAGCCUGGUGCAAAGUCCCAAGGUUAGGGACUUGUUGCUGCCAAGUUCAGCUUUGCCUUUUUUGUCUCCAGCAGCGUGGGCUCUCUGUCUCCUUCCUCCUCACCAAGGGAGGACUUCAGGCAGGAUUUCUUUUGUACUGUAGCAAGUAGGUAGGUUUGUUUUAGCCCGUAUGAUUCUUUGCGGAGGAGAUCCCCUAUUUACAUGCAGCGAUUUAUCUGCAGCCCCCUCAUGUCCCCACCUUUAAGAGUUCACCUCAAAGUACAGAGGGGCUUCAGAGACUGGGGGAGGGGGGAUUGGUGAAAAGUUGCCAAACUGUUGUAAUGUUUCUUGUCCAAAGUGAUGUGUCAACUUCUGUGACUUUUCUUUCCUUUUAUUUUUUUGGAAUGCCUUGGAUGGGUGUGCAAAAUGUUCGUUUGUGCCUCUCUUGAAUUAUCUUAGCCAAACUGCAGUCACUGGUCCCCUCUGUUAAACUGUGCCAUCCCUAACCAGGGGCAUGUCCCUCCUAGUCUGGUGAAUGGAAUUUCUUAGGAAUUUGCUGCAUGUUUUUCCGCUUUCAUCCUGGCUUUGUUCUUUGUAGCCCAAGUGUCCUGGCACCUGGGUCUUUUGAGUCAAGUCCCAAACUGACAUUAAACGCAAAGCUUCAGAGAUGCUGGAAUUCUCAGACAUUGACAGGUUCAGAGCAGUUGUGUCUUAAUAAAGUAUCAGAAAAUUCCUCACCUGGACUGAGCAGUUUGGCUCCUUUCUGGAGGAAUUCAGCUGCCUGUGGUCUCCUUAAAGUUUUGAGAUAGAGAUAGGCAGGUUUCCCAUCUCAUCGCUUCUUUGCCGACAGAGCCACAGGGUAGCAGACUGUUAUCAAAGGUCUGACAGCCAGUGCAGCAAACAAGAUGUGCAGCAAAGGCACUGAGUGGCACUGCUACGCUCUCUGCCUCUUUUCAGUCCUUCUGUACUCCUGCCUGUCCUUUGCCAUGCUGCUUUGCCAACAUACCUCCUCCAGUGGAGGCUUUGCCUCGUUCUUCAGAAAGGGUGGUCAGUUAUCUGUGCUAGUUCAGUCCUGGUAACAGACUGUGCCAAAUGUCUUUGGAUUCACAUUGUGUCAGUCACAGGCUGUUGAAGCGCAGCUGGCUUGCCAUCCCGCUGAAGAACCCAGCUCUCCUCCUUCCCUCCAUCUUUCCUGUUUAUAAUGUGGUGAGAUGGUAUUGGUGUGAUUAGACCGUACGCCUUGGCUGGGCCUAAAUAACACUGUGAUGUGUAUAGCUCUCUCUCCUCUGUCAGUAUCUUGUAGCCUCAGUCAUUGUCCAUCUGUGCUCACAGCUGACAAAUAAGUGCAUGUAUGGAAGUUAGCAGCCUAAAAGCCCUCUAACACAUUCACAUUCAUCUCUCUUCUCUCCCUUCCUCAGGGAAGGGAGUUUCUGGGAACUGGUCAAGAAAUAUCAACCUAAAGGGAACAGGAACAGGUUGAGCUGUGUUUGUCACAUCAAUGCCAGCCAAGCACCUUGCUGCUCAAACCACAGAGCUCAUAGCAACACUAGCGGUCACGUAAAGGGAGACAGUUGGUCCAGUACAGCUCAAGCAGAUAAGAGUGAUACCUCGUUGCUUUUCUGUAUUACCAAAAAUCCCAUGCACAGUGAAGCCCACUGGAGGAAUGCCUGACGCAAGAGCAAUACCAUCACUCUCCCCUCUGAGCCACAGAGAGCCUAUUACCUUUACCAGUUGCGUGGAACAGCUAUUUUUAAACUCACAUGCACAAGAAAGGCUAUUGAAGUUACAGCUUGUUUUUCCCCUCCACACUGCUCUCUGCAGUAAGGACAUGCCAAGGGAUUUAAGUCUCCUUGGGUUCAAUUGCCUAGUCUUUACAUUCAACAGAACAAGUUACACGUUAAAAAAACCUGAUCUGAUAGUUACUGGAUGCUCUCAAGUUCUUGCGUGAUAUUUAGGACCAGGCACAAAGUCAUCCAAAGCAAGUACAUUCCCAGUGGAGGAUUUCUCCUCUUUCCUGACUGCGCUAGGUCACCUUUACCCUGAGACCAUGGACUGAUCUCAGCAUUAUGCACCGGCUGCAUCUCUUCUGCGUUCAAGACAGGGCUUUUCCUUCCAUUGCCUUUCACUCAGUCACAACUCUAUCAAACUAAAACCGAACUAAGUUAAAAUUUGUCCCAUUCACUCUAAAGAAGGUAGCAUGUUUUGGCAAGUAGGGUGGAUGAACAGGGGUAGGAGAUCUGCUGGAUAUCUAAGGGCACUUGCAUCUCUUGGAAAGGUUCACUUUAAAGCAUUAGUCCUGGGAACAGAGAGUAUGACUUUGUUUGUUUCCCAGUGGCCUAAAUUGUUCCAUUACAGCGAGACUGGAAAUAACCUCUUAAAGUGUCUUUGUUUCUGCACAUUUUUAAAAUCGAUCUUCUCAGGGGUGACUGAGUGGGCCGAGGCAAAGGGGGGCAUGGUUAGCUGCAGGGCGACGGGACGGAGCAGCUCCCCAGACCUGCAGCUGGGCCGUGGGCUCCUCCCCUCAGGUUUGCCUGCAAACCCGGAGGUUUUGUACAGUUUGUCACGUGUCAGUGCCCUUUGCUACUGUUUCUCUUUGUUUAUUAAAUGUGUUUGAAUAACAGUUGAGAUGCUGUGAUUAAUUUUUUUUCAAUAAAGAUUCUGAAAUAGGUUUGAA
This is a messenger RNA of Dromaius novaehollandiae (emu), 4330 nucleotides long. It is a transcript of the gene KCTD2, whose product is annotated as potassium channel tetramerization domain containing 2. Gene Ontology annotation, molecular function: cullin family protein binding. Gene Ontology annotation, biological process: proteasome-mediated ubiquitin-dependent protein catabolic process; protein homooligomerization. NCBI's taxonomy places the organism in Eukaryota, Metazoa, Chordata, Aves, Casuariiformes, Dromaiidae. The coding region runs from base 107 to 847 and encodes 246 amino acids. The transcript is spliced from 6 exons. Gene Ontology annotation, cellular component: cytoplasm; Cul3-RING ubiquitin ligase complex. The record is from RefSeq and is a predicted model, not a curated record.